AUGACCACUUUGUCUUUUGUGGAACUUAUCACAGAGCAUCGAUUACUCUUGCUUACUACAUUCAUCUUUAUUUGGAUAAGUUUCAAACUCUCACAGUUAUUAUUGGUCUAUUUGAAAUACACUGUUGGAAAAUGGUGCUUUUCUAAACGGAAAACACUUCGUAAAGCUGGUGAAUGGGCAGUUGUUACUGGUGCAUCAUCAGGUAUUGGUGAAGCAUAUGCAGAAGAAUUGGCCAAAGAGGGUCUCAAUAUCAUGCUUAUCAGUAAUGAUGAAGAACAACUGUCCUGCGUUGCCAAUCGAAUCGCAACUACAUACAAUGUUCAGACACGAAUUGUGGUUGCAGAUUUUACUAAAAAUGAUGUUUAUGAAAUAAUCAAACCUGCUAUUGAACAAUUAUCUACAAUCGCUUGUUUAGUGAAUAAUGUUGGUAUGGGAUUACCCAUUGAGUUGUUUGCUGGAGAAGUGAAUUCACCAAAUGAAGAAUCAAUUCAAAACAUCAUUCAUUGUAAUUUUUUGUCUACAGUAACAAUGACAAGUAUCAUUCUGCCGAAAAUGUUAACACAGAAAGAACCUUAUCCUGGGAUUAUCAAUGUUGGAUCUUAUACAGGUUUCAAAGUAUUUCCUUAUGUUUCAUUGUACGCUUCAACCAAAGCAGCUAUUAUUCAUUUUUCUAGAUGUUUAGCUGCAGAAAUGUAUCAAAAGAAUUUCAUUAUACAAAUUAUGAAUCCAUUAUUUGUAUCAACAAAUUUAACCCAUCAAAUGAAACCUACAUUUUUUAUACCAACUGCUAAAAUCUAUGCUAAAAGUUCAUUAGAUAUGUAUGGUGUUACACAACAAAUUACUGGUUAUUUCCCGCAUGAAUUAAAAGCAUUUGUUUAUAAUUUAUUUCCAAUAUCAUUAUGGUUAAAACUAAUCGAACAUACAUUCUGUCCAUAUCGUGAACAAUCUAAAAAAGCCGACUAA
Messenger RNA from Schistosoma rodhaini, 963 nucleotides. NCBI's taxonomy places the organism in Eukaryota, Metazoa, Platyhelminthes, Trematoda, Strigeidida, Schistosomatidae. The record is from the annotation of a GenBank genome assembly.